AUGGCUGGGUUCUCUGAGGAGGCCGUCCUCUCUAUUCGGGAGACUCUCUCGCACUUUGUUAGUGGCGUUACCGGGGGCCGUAAGAUCGAUUCCGAUGCCCUCACGUUGACCCAUAUUGAGAAGCUCCGUGCUGCAGUGCUGUCGGAACUGGAGUCAUCGAGCCUCCGGGCACACAUGGGCCUGAUCAACUCCAAAAAUCAGGUUACUUCUGCUUGCUAUGUAGCAGCCGACUUCAACUGGUCACACCCGUUCGAGUAUCAGGUUAUAGUAGCGCAACCGUCAAUCUUCUUUUUCCACGCCGAUGACAUUCUUGAACACAAGCCCGAAGUUUUGCGGCAGCUGCAGCGCAACGUUGCCACAGGACAGCCAACGGGCGAUCCGGUACUCGACUGGUUUGUCCGUGAGCUGACUCCAAAGCUGUGGAAGCACUUUGAUCCGCUCGUCGCCAACAUGCUUGUCACGGGGCUGUCACCCAUGUACUCCCUCCUGGCACUAGCUCGCGCCUCGGACCCUCAACUGCCCACAGGAACAGGCAGCCUCGAGAAGUAUGUCCAGACCAUCCCCGACGUCAUCAUCUUCACCAACAUCGUCAACGACGUCAUCUCGUGGUACAAGGAGCAUCUGGCCGGAGAGCAAAAGAACUACAUUGCCAUGCGUGCCCACAAGGACGGAGUCGAUGUGGUGACGGCGCUUCGCACUGUGGCUGACGAGGGCAUUCGCGUCUACAAUCGUGUGCUGGCUGCUCUGGCCGACGAGCCCGAGUAUCGCGCCAACUUUGACGCAUACGCCAAGGGCAUCACUCACUUCCAUACGUAG
Molecule: messenger RNA, 816 nt
Organism: Canariomyces notabilis
Lineage: Eukaryota; Fungi; Ascomycota; Sordariomycetes; Sordariales; Chaetomiaceae
Product: terpenoid synthase
Exons: 3
Coding region: 1-816 (271 amino acids)
Source: RefSeq, a predicted model, not a curated record